GUAUUGAUGUGUACAUAUGGUGACAAGAAUAAAUUUUAAAAAGUAUUGAUUUAUAAAACAAAAGGGUGCAGUGUAAAAAUACGUGAAUAAAUUGAAAAAUUGUGACUUAUGACAGAGUAUUAUUCAUACUUUAUUCGAUGCUGGCGGUUAAUCAGGUAAAAUGAGCGCACUUGGCUCAAAAUGCAAAAGUGCCAACACUGUACAUAACACUUCGGCCGCAAUCACAAGAAGAGGAGAAGCCGACACUGACCUAACCUAUCAGUUGUAUCAUGGUUGAUUGUCGUUCGGAUUUGCAUCGAAGACAAAUUUGUCAUUAUCAGGACAUGUAUGGCUAGAACAAAAAAAUUGAUACUUUAAAAAGAAAACCAGAAAUACGCGACGGAAACGAAGCAGAUUCAGUUUGCACUGUGUCCGAAUAAAAAUUGUUUCUCGACUUGAAACGUAAUUUACAGUCGACUCUGACUCGUAGAUUUAUCAUACUUUAAUUGAUCGGUAAUAAUGAGUCCCGAUCAGACGCAUAGACGAUGGAGCAAUUUGCAAAAAGUGCUGGAGAGGUCGGGUCCGUUUUGUCGACCAGAUUUUGAGCCUUCUCCGGAGACCCUGCAGUUCCUUCUGGAGAAUUGCAAGGUGUUGGUUGUCGGUGCGGGUGGUCUGGGAUGCGAGUUACUCAAGAAUCUGGUUCUGAUGGGAUUCAGGCAGAUCCAUGUGAUCGAUAUGGAUACGAUUGAGUUGUCUAAUCUGAACCGACAGUUCUUGUUCCGCCACAAAGACAUAGGAUCUUACAAGGCAGAGGUAGCCGCCAAGUUCAUCAACUCGAGGAUCCCCGGUUGUAACAUAAUGCCUCACAAUUGCGAGAUACAAGCUAAGGACGAGUCAUUUUAUCAACAGUUCCACAUGGUGAUAUGCGGACUGGACUCAAUCGUUGCGAGAAGAUGGCUCAACGGUAUGCUGCACUCCUUACUCGUCUACGAGAAUGGUGAACUGGACAAGUCUAGCAUCACACCGUUGAUCGAUGGUGGAACCGAAGCUUUCAAAGGCAACGCACGAGUUAUAUACCCUGGACUGAGUCCGUGCAUCGAAUGUAUCUUGGAUCUCUACCCUCCGCAAGUCACAUAUCCUUUAUGUACGAUAGCCAAUACUCCACGCCUACCGGAGCAUUGCGUAGAGUACGUAAAGGUGAUUCAGUGGCCGAAGGAGAACCCGUUCGACUGCGCAAUCGACGGCGAUGAUCCCCAACAUAUAAACUGGAUCUAUGAGAAAUCGAACGAGAGAGCGGCACAGUUCGGCAUACAGGGCUUGACGUACAGACUCGUGCAGGGUGUCGUGAAGAACAUCAUACCGGCUGUGGCGUCGACGAACGCCGUUAUUGCCGCAGCUUGCGCGACGGAAGCGUUCAAACUCGCGACCAAUUGUAACGCAACUUUAAAUAAUUACAUGGUGCUCAACAAUCUAGACGGAGUUUACACGUACACUUAUGAGGCGGAGAGGAAAGAAGAUUGCCUGACGUGUAGUCAGGUAGUACGAGAGAUUGAGAUCAAGGACCCGAAAUACAAACUGCAAGACUUGAUAGAGUUCCUGUGCAAUCAACCAGAUAUGCAAAUGAAAACCCCCGGCCUUACAGCGUGCGUAGACGGCAAGAAUAAGACUCUAUACAUGUGCACGGUGAAGAGCAUCGAGGAGAGGACUCGCGAGAACCUGUCGAAAACUUUGAUCGAGCUGGGCUUAACGAACGACAGCACGAUUAAUGUCGCUGACGUCACCACUCCGAAUAUAAUCACCCUGAAAUUGAAAUUUCUACGGGGCGAUAGUGCGGGUGCGCAGUAAAUACACCGAAUAUUUACUGUUUAUCUACAGUUUCUCAUCAAAUGUAUUUAUGUUGUUCAAAUUAAAGCGCAGAAAUUGAGAAGCAAAGGUUCGAGAAGACGUACGAGCGGAGCCAAAAAUAGCUCACAUAAUUGUACGUUAUUUCUAUAACGCGUUUGCACGAGACACCUCUUUACGUCACCGUAACGUCGUAGUGAGACAAGUAUGUAAUUCAUCAUUGUACAUCAAUAUUAUUUACAGUGGUUAAUGCGACUCUUCGGUGAUUUGCAAAUGUAAACUACAUUCAAAGUUAUAUCAGUAUAAACUGAAUUUCAGUAUAAAUGAAUAAGAGAUAUGCUUAGCAAUUCGAACAAUAAAGACACGACUG
Messenger RNA from Ooceraea biroi (clonal raider ant), 2191 nucleotides. It is a transcript of the gene Uba3, whose product is annotated as Ubiquitin-like activating enzyme 3. Gene Ontology annotation, biological process: protein neddylation. Gene Ontology annotation, molecular function: NEDD8 activating enzyme activity. The record is from RefSeq and is a predicted model, not a curated record. Gene Ontology annotation, cellular component: nucleus; cytoplasm. Lineage: Eukaryota; Metazoa; Arthropoda; Insecta; Hymenoptera; Formicidae.